Messenger RNA from Knipowitschia caucasica, 369 nucleotides. The record is from the annotation of a GenBank genome assembly. NCBI's taxonomy places the organism in Eukaryota, Metazoa, Chordata, Actinopteri, Gobiiformes, Gobiidae.
AUGUUUGUGCGUCUCCAGCGGACGGGAGCACGGAGCGUCUCCCUGAUUGGAUUAACUUCAGAUGCGCUGUGUGUCCGCCUCUAUUACCCGGCCUGUUGUGAUAUUGAACCUAGAGCCCAGAGACGCUCCCCUCCUCCCUACGCUGGUCCCGCCACUGUGUCCCACCCUCCCCGAAGGCCUGCUUGUUCCUUCGCCACGCCAUCUCCCUUGUAUCGCCCCGUGCCAGACUGUCACACACACGCACAUAUGCCUCGGCUCACACUUCCAGCUCAGUCAUAUCCCAUGUGUCGCGGCGGCGUGAUGGAAUGCCUUGCAGAAGCCCCUCCACGCCGCCCUCCGUCCCCUCGGCCCCCUUUCUCCCUGCUUUAG